Messenger RNA from Staurois parvus, 396 nucleotides. The record is from the annotation of a GenBank genome assembly. NCBI's taxonomy places the organism in Eukaryota, Metazoa, Chordata, Amphibia, Anura, Ranidae.
AUGGCUGAGCCAGACUAUAUUGAAUCAGAUAAUCCAGAAUUAAUAAAGCCUCACAAGUUGAUCAAUCCAGUGAAGACCUCCAGAAAUCAUCAGGAUCUCCAUCGAGAAUUAUUAAUGAACCAAAAAAGAGGCCUUUCACCCCAGAACAAACCCGAAUUACAAAAAGUAAUGGAAAAGCGAAAACGGGAUCAAGUUAUUAAACAACAGAAGGAAGAAGCUGAACAGAAAAAGACAGACUUUGAGAUAGAGCUUGAGAAGAGACAUCAAAGGCUUGAGGAAAUGGAAAUGGAAAAACACAAGAUUGAGGAAGAACAGGAAAACAAGCCUGAGUUUCUCAAAGUUAAAGGCAACCUCAGGAGAAUGAAUCAGGAAAUAUCCAGUGCCAACAAUUCAUAG